AUGCUUUCGCCUCUUCCUUUCCAAGAUUCCCUCAUUCAGCCCUCAAAGUUCGAUUCCUGUACCCGUAACCUUGUGACAGAGUCCGACGUCUACCACGACAUUGGGCUCAUCGUAUCUGCUUCAGUUUCACCUAUUCCAUCAGACUCCCCCACCCUGGACGAAGAUCGCCUUUCUUCGCCGACCUCCCCCCCCGGUACCACCCCCAAUUUCCAGUAUGGCCAUCGCAUGUAUGACGAGCCAGUAUCCCCCGGAACCAUGUACGAUUCUGAUCAGCCAGCACCCCCGCCCCAGGUUCCAUUUUCGUACGAAUCUACCCCAAACCAGACCCAGAAUUACUCCCAGUCUGCACUCAGUUCGCUGAGAGAUUCGGACCCUCCGGCUCCUUCUUACCUUUCCGAUUCGCCUUCUCCAGUUGACGUACACUCUUCGUCAACUCUCACCCAGUCCAUGUCUUCCUCUUAUACCUCUCAGGACCGCUAUCCACACCGUUCUAGUAUAUCCGGCAGAUAUCAAACCUACCCUCCUAACUAUCUCGAUCAGAGGCGCAUGUCCGAGCCAUCCGUACACUACCCCGUGGAGACGGAAGGCUUCAGGUACACAGAGGGCACCCCAAGCACUGGCCACGCUCCUCCCCGCGCCGUGGGGUAUCUUCAGCGAGGGGCAAGCCUCAGGGACCUGCGUCAGCAAUACCAGUCUAUGGAUUACCCCACUUGCCAACCAGUUUCUCCAGGAAGCAACUGGAGAUCCGCUGAUGACUCUUUUCGUCCCAAUCAAGAGCCCAUCUCGCCCUACCAACCCAAUUUCUCGGGAUCUAAUACCUCGCCCACCGCUGGUAUCUCGUAUUCACAGGGAAAUGAGGAUCAUUACGGCCCGUCACCCCCAGGAACAGGUACUUCCACUUCAUCUGCUCCUUCGGCGCGUACAUCCACUCAUAAAGAACUUGUCAUUCCUCCUCAAGGCGUUCACCAGUCUCCCACAAGUCCUCACGACUCCGACGCCAGUAAACGAUACUCAUUCGUCGCUUUGGCCGGGAACGCCGUAAAAAAGCGCCCCCGCAGAAGGUAUGACGAGAUCGAGCGGCUGUAUCAGUGCACCUGGCCAGACUGCAACAAAGCGUAUGGCACCCUCAACCAUCUGAACGCGCAUGUAACCAUGCAAAAGCACGGCCCUAAGCGUAGUCCCAACGAAUUCAAGGAGCUGCGAAAACAGUGGCGCAAAGCAAAAAAGGAAUCCGAGUUUCCCUCCUCCAACCUGAUGAGGCGGAGUAGUAUGGGACGCCUUGGAGACGAGAUAUACGACUCUCGGUACCAGCACCAGCGGUACUCGUACCCACCUCCACUGAACAUUCUUCCUUCGGGCGUCUCAAUGUCGCAUGUGCAACCCGAACGUUACUCUGUUGCCGACGACAUUCGGUACCCAUCCGACGAUCGCAGUCAUCGUAUUGUCGAACGCACAAAUUACGAUGAACGUAACAGGUAUUCCGCGCCUUCUGGCUGGCAACCACCACCACCGAGUAGCUACACCCGCUCUCAAUCGCAAUACCCGUCCGUUCCAUUCCCUCCUCCGAGUAGUCUUGUUGCACAGCACAGUCUUCAUCCUGUUCCUCCGAACCGCUCAGAGUACGUCCGCCCUACUUCGCCGUCACCCCCGGUGAACCGGCUACCACCCAACAGCACCCUUCUUACGCCGCUUCCAGGCUAUGAGCCCCCCACGUCGCUGCCACUCCCCUCUCUAGAUCCCAGCAUAGAUCUGGACUACGCAAACGAGGGCUAUUACGAUGAUGAGAGCGGGAGAAGACCUGGUUCCGGGCAUGCUGGUGUGAGUGGCGAUGAAUAUUGAAGUAUUCGAGCCGCGCAGGUUCCGAACGCCAACCGCUAUCGGUUUUUUAACUAGACGGUUAGCUGUACAUCUCUUUCGACUUGCCUACUGUCCACCGCUACCCACCCUAGUCCCGCCUACUCGCUUUCCUCGCGCCUGUCUGGACACCGAACAAGCUUGUAGGCUCCACCUACGAUUGAAUCGCUCCCCAAAGGUUCCUCAUAUCUGUACUACCGGGUCAUAUCCCAGAUACAACUUCUUGCAUAUAUUUUAAACCCCCCCUUUGCCCAACGUUACAUCCCGGAUUUUAACUAUCCUACAUCGGUCACUGUCAUUUGUUUUCGUAUGCAUUAUGCUCCGCCACUUGUACGAUUCUCUCUAGUCAAAUAGGUAUCAUUAAUCGCCGUUACA
Desarmillaria tabescens is the source of this 2229-nucleotide messenger RNA. Its product is annotated as Zn finger family DNA binding protein. Bases 1 to 1839 code for a protein of 612 amino acids. Lineage: Eukaryota; Fungi; Basidiomycota; Agaricomycetes; Agaricales; Physalacriaceae. The record is from RefSeq and is a predicted model, not a curated record. Gene Ontology annotation, biological process: regulation of DNA-templated transcription. The transcript has 2 exons.